AUGCGUAGAUUACAAUAUGAAGUAGCAGAUAAAGUAAAUACUUUAUCCGAUACAAUUCAACGUGGUCAACAUUCUAAUGAAGUUUUGAAUACUGGUUUCUUAAUCAAAGUGAUCGAUAAUUUUGAUAUGAACAAAGAAACACUUCACGGAGAAAACAGUUUACAUAUGUUGAAUCAAAUAAUUGUUCAAACGAUAGAAAAUGAUGAAGCUUAUAUCACUGCUAAUGAAGUAAUUAAUGAUAUUAUUGAUUGUAUAAGCACUUCUACGCCACCAUCACUCGUUGUUGAAGCUAUUAAGCCACCAAAACAAUUAUUUGAAUACAAAUCAUGCUUUGACUUAUCUCUGAAAUUCAGCCUUCUCGGAUAUUGUCUCGUGAAGUGUUUUGAUUUAUUUGAUACCAAUGGGAAUUUAGUUUUAUCAAAACCUAUACACUUUCCAAUUCUAUCAGGAUUUUUUGCAACAUAUUUAAACAAUCGAAGUCGUCCGAUUCAUACAGUCAAAUACUGUUGCCCUAUCAAAGAAAAUCCAAAUGAUGUGACAACAAUUGAAGCUUCUCUUCGUGAGACAAAAACCAACAUUCUUGAAUUAAAUCAUCAACAGACUGCUGUUGUUGUCGUCGAUGAGAAGUUGUUUCAUAUUUGUACAAAAGUAUGA
Rotaria sp. Silwood2 is the source of this 654-nucleotide messenger RNA. The record is from the annotation of a GenBank genome assembly. Lineage: Eukaryota; Metazoa; Rotifera; Eurotatoria; Philodinida; Philodinidae.